AACGAUAAGUAAAGAGCUGGAUUCGGGGUUCAGGGAGUUGGUUGUCGGGCCUCGGGGCUCAGUGGUUCACUUGUCUCAUCACAAGUACACAACAUUCACACGCCCUUCUGUGCAAGAUCAGAAAAUAAUCUUGUGCUGACCCGUCGAAGCCUUUAUGCAGUUUGUACACAAUUUGAAGGAAAAUGAACACCCAGAAGACACCAACCACAUCCUAACAACACAUGGAAUAAAGGAAAAUAUUGAAGAAAAGUGACGGAGACCUUGAUGAACGUCGCACAGAUCCCCGUGCAGUAUAUAUACUUCAAGAUGACAUCUUCUUGUCACGUUAACACGUAAAAAUGAAUUUUUGUGCAGGCUGCCUUAGUCCCAGAAUAGCUACUAACAAGCCUGGAACAGACGACCGUGAUGUUACUAACCUGAUAAGCGGUGACCCAUCUGCUAGAAGAAAAGGGUUCAUGUUAGAAUACUUCAUUAGGCCACCUAUUGAUAUAUCCUUAGAGUUCCCUGUGCCUGUUGACAUAAGUCAUAUUAAAUUGGAAACAAAACUUGAGCACAUGUGCAGUACUGGCUUUGCUGUCUUCACCAGACCUGAGGAACACAGUCAACACAAGCAGCAACAAGUGAAGCUUUGUGGUGCCUCGUCCAGUCCUAAUGAUGUCUCCUCAUCCGGUCUCGCCUGCAGUGGCCCUGCUGGUGCUUCUCAGACUCAGAAACCUGUGAACUCGUAUCCUCUUUCCAUGAAUUUUUACUCCUGCUCUCCUCCUCCAUCACUUCAUGACUCAGGUCCUUCAGCUGCAUUCUCCACCAGUCUCUACUCAGACAAUGUACCAUCUAAACACACAAUUGGAGAGUUAGAAGAAAAGAUUGAUGACAUUUAUUUUUGUGUGGGAAAGUACUUUACCCAAAAUGAAGAGCAAAUUGUUCUAAAAAACCCUCACUAUAAACAGUGGAUGAAUAUUCAUGUGCCAGAGUUAGGAGGUGCAUGCCAAGGUUCAAGAGUUUAUAAUGGUACCCUGAGGCAUCCCAAUAGACUAGCCCUCAGAUGUGUAAAGAAAGUGAUAAUAAGAAUCUUAAAGACAUCUGAGAAAGGUCCACCAGUUUUACGUUCGGUGGAGAUAUGGGGACAGCCGGGCAUAAGUUCAAGUAAAACUGAAAGGAAAGAACUACUGAAAAAAUGGGCUAAUCGAAUAAAAAUGGAAGAUUCUUUGCCUCUUGUGCCACGGAUGUACAACUCAAGCCCAGAAGAAAACAAGAGAGAAAUACCUAUUGGCGAAGCGUUAAAGAUCAAAGAUUCACUGGAAAUACCAGAGGACUUCCUUGACCCUUUAACCUGUGAUGUGAUGACGGUGCCACUCCUCUUGCCGUCAGGUCACUCUAUAGAUGCAUAUACUUUAGAAAGGUUUAUUACCAAUGAGGCUCUCUGGGGACGUCCUCCUUCUGAUCCAUUUACAGGUGUUCCAUUCAGGGUAGGAAUGAAACCCAGCCCCAAUGUUCUUCUAAAGGCUCGUAUAGACAGAUUUCUGUUGCUGAAUGCUGACCUCCCAGAAGUUCAGAGAACUGCUCGCACUGUUGGUUCUGCUCACAGUUUCAUCACACACAGAAGUUCACAUCCGGAGAAAUCAAAAGAGAUGGAAAUUAAUCUUCCUUGCUUCACUAAGAACAGAAAGAGAAAACACGAGGGAGGCUUGAAACUAGGUGACCCAGAUGACCAGGUUGAUCAAGAGAAGAGUAUGGAAGACAAAAACCUCAAUAAUGAAUUUAAUGCACAGGGAGCAGAAAUAGUGACAAAUAAGGCUGAUGAAAGCUCUUUACCAGAGAGGGGUCAAGGCCUUGAUGACACAUUAGAAGCUGAAAUUGAGGCAGUCUUGAGGGGAAAACCUAAGUAUGUUCCCACAAAUAUAAAUGAAAAAAUUCUUGGUAAUAAUUAUAAAAGAGAAACUAAGAACACUGGUGAAAAGAUACCCCUAAAAAGUCGACUAACAAUGACUAAAUGCAGUGCAAGUAGAGUACGGUUACAAGCUGUGAAUCACACGGUCAGCUCGAUGAAGAGACCUGCACACUUAUCUCAUGUAGUUGGAAAAGAGGCAUCAAGUGGUCAUCAUGGUCUGGUGCAUAUGAUUGGUGGUGCUUUAUCUGUAACUCAUGGAAGAGCUGUGAAAGUAAACAGCAUACCUGUACAUGUCUCAAGUGCAAAACCAACUAGCUUGAUCAGUGGUGACUGUAAGUCCCAGCUCCUUGAUCUUACAUCACACAGCCUUGUAAGGUGUUCAUGUGGUGAGAAAGAGGGACUGUAUAGACUACCCUGCUGCCAUAUUAUGUGUCGUAGUUGUUUAAUCCAAAAGACUAAGGGACCUGAAGUAGUGUGUGGUGUGUGUGAGAUAAUGUGUAAAAGACUAGACAUUAGUAGACAUCAUGAGAAAAGUAUAUUCUCAUGAUAAGUGUUGCAACUAAUUAGACCAAUGUAACACUUUUUUUAAAGGAUCCUAGACUGAUAACAUAAUUUUCUGUGAAGUAGUAUUAGUUAGCACUAUAAUAUAUCCCGUGUUGUUCGCAUUACUUUCUAAAAGUAACGGCGUUACCGUUAGUCGGUAGAAAAUGUAAGGCCGUUACCACUGCCGUUGCAUUUUCUAAAAGGUAACGAGUUACCGUUACUUUUUUAUGUACAGUAUAGUCUGCAUUUAAGCGGUCAAUUGAACCCGUGGAGUACCGCGUAAAACGAGAAACACGUAAAUGAAAUAACAGAACACAUGGGAUUAAUUGAAAGAGAGACUGG
Homarus americanus (American lobster) is the source of this 2773-nucleotide messenger RNA. RefSeq names its product RING finger protein 37-like. Gene Ontology annotation, biological process: protein polyubiquitination. The record is from RefSeq and is a predicted model, not a curated record. The transcript has 6 exons. Gene Ontology annotation, cellular component: nucleus. Gene Ontology annotation, molecular function: ubiquitin protein ligase binding; ubiquitin-ubiquitin ligase activity. NCBI's taxonomy places the organism in Eukaryota, Metazoa, Arthropoda, Malacostraca, Decapoda, Nephropidae. The coding region runs from base 339 to 2435 and encodes 698 amino acids.